Molecule: messenger RNA, 607 nt
Organism: Punica granatum (pomegranate)
Lineage: Eukaryota; Viridiplantae; Streptophyta; Magnoliopsida; Myrtales; Lythraceae
Source: RefSeq, a predicted model, not a curated record
GGAGGAGAAAAGAAGCUCCGACUCGCUCCUGCAGAAACCACUAACCAGCACAAGCGGGCAGAGAGAGAACGAAGAAGAAGAAGAAACCUAGAGAGCUAAAGAGGGAUUGAAACAGAGAGAGAGCGCGGGCGGGGGGAAUGGCGAGCGAAACAAAGAGCAAUGGAAGAUCAUCAGGUGGGUUCAGGGCUAGAAUGGAGCAUUAUCUGUACAGUGGUGACAAGAAACACGUCUUUGCCGGGAUUGCCAUCAUCACCGUCUUCUUCGGUGCACCCUGGUUCCUCAUGAGCAGAGGUUCGAAGCACCAAUCUCAUCAAGAUUACAUGGAGAAAGCUGAUAAAGCACGAAGAGAGAGGCUUUCUUCAAAAUGAUAAGGCUCCGAAAGACAUUCUUAGAAAACCAGUUUUGACAUAUAUUUGAUGGCAGAGAGUUUCUUUUCCCCUGAAAUAAUUUCAGCUGUACCCUUAGGUCCAUAUUACCGAUUGGGGGACUUCAUGUCUUGUACUGUUCUGUCAAAUGGUUUGAUUAAGAUUGUGUGUUUCUAGUUCUGUUGCAUUGCGGCCAAUUUUGAUGGAGAGCCGAGAAAAUCUUGCAUUGUAGGUUGCGAAAA